GAAGAAGAAAAACAAAGAUGGCGGCGCGAGGCUGCGCUUUUCUCAUCGAAUCAGCGGCUGGUUUCUAACGGAGGAAGGGGGCGAGGCGGAGGGCAGACAGGCAUCGUUUACCUCAGAAAAUACCUUUAAAACACAUUUCAAAUUAAAAUCGUAAUUUUUAAAACAAAAGUUGUGAAGAGAAGAAAAUAGUCACCGGUCGCAUUUAUUUUUUUGUGAUUUACGGGGUCGGGGAGGGGGAGGUGGGGGUUACUGGGUGACGAGAAAACAAAUAAAAAUGUCGGCGGUGGAGGAGAGAGAGCCGGUGCCCGCGGCUUCUUCAGCGGCGGGAGGGGGAGGAGCGGCGGCAGCGGCGAUGAUGAUGGCGGCGGCAGCGGCGGCGGCUUCUUCGGGCCCUUCCGACCCGCUGCACCCGGCGGCAGUAGCAGCAGCCGGAACUCAGGAGCUCAGCAGCCGCCCGGAGCUAGAGGAAGGUCCGAGCUCGAAGAAGCGGGCCCGGCUGGAGGCCGAGUCGGCGGCCGGCUCCGGCUCGGGUUCGGGUUCGGCGGCCUCAGGCGGUGGAGCGGCGGCGGGGGCUAAGGCCGGCGUGGAGCACAAGCUGGAGGAGAGGCUGUACUCGGUGCUGUGCUGUACCGUCUGCCUGGACCUGCCCAAAGCUUCAGUCUACCAGUGCACGAAUGGUCACUUGAUGUGUGCAGGCUGUUUCAUUCACCUGCUGGCUGAUGCCAGGCUGAAGGAGGAACAGGCCACCUGCCCGAACUGCCGCUGUGAGAUCAGCAAGAGCCUGUGCUGCAGGAACCUGGCCGUGGAAAAGGCGGUGAGCGAGCUUCCCAGCGAGUGCGGCUUCUGCCUGAAGCAGUUCCCACGCUCCAUUCUCGAGAGACACCAGAAGGAGGACUGCCAGGACAGAGUAACUCUGUGUAAAUAUAAGCGGAUUGGAUGUCCAUGGCAGGGGCCAUUCCAUGAGCUAACUGCUCAUGAGGGGGAGUGUGGCCACCCAACCAAGACAGGCAAUGAGCUGAUGGAAAUCCUGGAUGAAAUGGACCAAAACCACAAGAAGGAGAUGCAGCUCUACAAUAGCAUUUUCAACUUACUGAGCUUUGAGAAAAUAGGAUAUACAGGAACCGAUUUCUGCAGUCAGACAUGUCACAAAAAAGAAGUUCAGUUCAGGCCCUACCGAACAGACGACUUCAUCACCAGGUUGUACUAUGAGACCCCAAGGUUCACAGUGCUCAACCAGACAUGGGUCCUCAAGGCACGGGUCAAUGACUCCGAGCGUAACCCCAACCUGUCCUGCAAGCGCACUCUGUCAUUCCAGCUCAUCCUGAAGAGCAAGGUCAACUCACCGAUGGAGUGCUCCUUCCUCCUUCUGAAGGGUCCCUACGAUGAUGUCAAAAUUAACCCGGUCAUCUACCAUUUCGCCUUCACCAACGAGAACAAUGAAACAGACUACAUGCCGCUGCCUAUCAUAGACUCUGUCGAAUGCAACAAAUUGCUAGCAGCCAAAAACAUUAAUCUGAGGCUCUUUAUAUUUCAGAUACAGAAGUAGAGGGGGUGGGACUGGGGAGAGAGAUUGUACAUGGGGGGAGACAGAGGGAGAUAUCAGAACGGAGUGAGCACCACUGAACCAUAGUACCUCGAAAAGCCAGCGACACCAGUGACUAGUUUGAAAAAGGCAGAAUUCUAUGAAAAGAAUGAGAAAGAAAACAAGAGACAAACAAAAUAUCUACUAACCGCAUGUGGUCGUAACUGCCUAGGACUGUCACAACUGCGCGGUUUUGUUCAGAAGCCUCUCGUAUAAUGGUUAUAACAGGGGGAGGGUGUGGGGGAGGGGAGAGAAAUAAGAGGAGUGUCUGAAUUCAGUAGCUGCUAUUAGAACUAUUUAAGCAGUGCCGAGUGGUCAGUAUCUGCCUGUGUAUUGAGCCUGCAGUCCAUUGACAAGCUCUGCUCGCCAAUAGAUGCCAAGAUGCCACACCAGCUUCCCUCUGUCACACCCACUCUUUCAUUCCUUAUGCUUGCUAAUUAUCUUAUUUUGUCAGAGCUGUUACUUGUUCUCUGAUAUUUCCCUGCUUACCUGCAAUGGCUAGUCAUUACUUAAUGAGAUAAGUGGAAUUUCUGUUAACUACAUUUCCCUCUUCACAAAUUACUGGUCCAAACUUGUGUUUUUAUUGGUGUGCAUCACUUGCCAUCUGGUUCACCAGAGUCCCCAGCUGACAGAUACUAAAGAAAAAGCAGCUCUCCUCAUUGUGUACAUUCAGCUUGGAGGAGGGCUGUUCAGACAGUGUUUUUAAGAGAGAAACACUCAAUGUGGCCCUUGGACAUUGGGGGUGGCCACCCUCCUUUUCAAAGAAUGAAGAGGCUUGUUUGUUUUCAGCACUCAAUGAGUUGGAAAAGUGGAAGGCUGAUGUAAAUCCUAAGAGGAUUGAUUGGAAUCAAACAGCCAGCUAGCCAUUCAACCUUCACUUGAUGCAGUCACACAUUCCCACACUGCAGUUGAAGGGCGCAGUAAACUCUUUCCUUAAGUUCUCUGUUUUCAGUUUUUGCUUUAAACUUGCUAGUAAGUGUGUAAAAAUUAAAAUCUACAUGAGCAAUGAGGCAUGAUGGACAUGAGACAGAAGGCAGUGCAAAUGUAAGGUUACGGGAUUUGCAGGGAGAACUCGGUAAUGAGAAUCCCACAGUAGUGUUUGUACGUUUAACUUAACCGUAUUUUUUACUCUCUUCUCAUUUUAUUGUAUUUAACAUAAUAUUCUACUCCUGGAGCUGGAGAGGAGGCCAGGGCUGUGGUCAAGGACUUCACCAGACAUGAGACUGACAGAAGCUGCAGGAGUUGUUCACAACCCUUUAAACUCCAAGAUCAGGCAAAACUGAUUAGGAAUUAUUUUAAAUGUAAGAGUUUAUUGGGAUGAGUAAUUGAGGGAAUUCAAAAAACAGAAAACAAAAACCUCCUUGGUGGCAUUAAAUGACAUAGCCUAGCCCAGACCAAUAUAUUGCUUUACAGAGCAAUUGAUCAGCACAAAGAUACCAGCAGUGGAGAGAGAUCGCUGUAUCACACUAGUCUCAGUUCUGCUGCUCCAAGUGCUGCAUCUUAUCCAGUUGAAUCUGUUGCAGUCACCAGUAUCAGGAUCAAAUGGAAGAUAAUUGGUCACUGCUUAGUUCAGUGCAGUUCUAUUUAAAAAGACUAAACAAUUCUUACCUUGCAGAAUGAGCAGCAUUCUGUACAGUCAUACAGCAAAGUAUCCCUUUACCCUGAAUAAACAGUAUCUCAUAACAGUUACACAGUGAGGACUCCCAGUAAGUCUAAAUAAACAAGUUCUAUAUGAUUAACACAACUACUGUUGUGAAUAGCACUUUAACCCUCCCACAUCCUGCUGAUUAAACUGGAACUUUACACAGUUGCACAACAAAUGGGUUGAACUGGCCCCCUUUAACCCUUAUCCUGCUGAAUGAACUGGAAUUCUGAAGGAUUAGUAAAGCAAAUGCAACUUAGGCUUUUGGGGUUUUGUCUGGUACCAAAAUGAUAUUGUCAGUUCUUACCAUUUAUUUUCUGUACCCACUUGUACUGUAUAGUUCAAAUACCAUAAAAUCUAGAUUAUAAUUCGCACUGGUGUAUAAAUUAUUCAGUCUGUAUUUAGAAAAUGUGAAAAACUGAUCAAGUGUACAAUUUGAGCACUGAAUUUUCUGGUGAUUUGGUCAGACAUCUCCUUGGUUCUUCUCAUUGUUUUGGAGUAUUUUUGCAUAUUUGAACUAAUGCACAAGAUGGGUGCACUCUGUAGUAUUCUUGGUGCCUGUCUACAGUCUCAGUCUCAGUCUUAGUCUGGCUCCUGCCACCCCGUGUUUCUAUCCACUUCUUCCCCAGCCAAAUAUUGACAGAAAGCUCUGUGAGAUGCUCUACUGCCCCAUUGUUUGGUGACUCUGCCAUUCAGCUCGUGUUAUUUCAGAGGAAAGCUCCAUCACAGGGUGGAAGGGGUGUAGUUCUCCAAUUAAAUUUUGAGUUUGGGUGAUUUGUACCACAGCAAAAUGCACCAAUCUUUCAUUGCCAUGAACAAAGUUGAACAAGAGAUGCUGUUUGUGCCUCCAGUUAAUUUUAUUUUUAUUCAUAGGAUGUGAACAUUAAUAGCAUUUAUUGUCCAUUUUUGAUUAGCAGGAGAAGGUGGUGAUGAGCUGCUGGUUUAUGAGUCAAGGCUGAUCCCACAUUAAGCAAUGAUGAUGGUCUGCUGUCAAUCAGAACGGACCAUUCUCCCAAACCCCCUUUGCGUGGUGCUAAUACAUCAUUAUGACCCUGGUUACUGUUUCCAUAUCUUCACUUUCUUCCCUUGCAAUUGAGGGUAAGGAUUGACAGUGACCUUAGGUAACAGUCUGUCAGGCUACAAUGUCCUCCCAUGGACGAAACGGAGAUGAGCUUAAACCUGUACAGCUGGAGAGUUUAUUGGCUCCCGCAACCCAUGAAAGGGGUGGCACACUAGGACCUCACAAUAGGACUCACCAUUGUAAGUAUCUUGUUAGUUGUUGGGUGAGAAUUCAGAGCCUGAUUUCCCGUCUCCCUGUGGCUGUUUUGUGUAAAGUUUUAGACACACAGAAACUGAAGCCCAAGGCUGGCCAUCCUAUCCACUCGUCUUUUAAAGAAUGCUUGCAAUCCUUUCAUACUUCUAGAGGAGUGGAUGGAGGGUAAGAAAGACAACUAAUCUAUUAAUAUCUAUAACCCUCAAUAGGAAACAAUCCAUUGAUGGAAAAACUUUGCAGCAAAGUUGCAAACAUAAAUAUGUAGGGACAGCAUGUUUCCCAUUUCUCUUGCCCUGACCUCUUGACUAAGUAUAACAAUGUGUUUUAAAGAAACAUGUCUUAACCCCUCGAGUGUUACGACUU
This is a messenger RNA of Stegostoma tigrinum, 4860 nucleotides long. It is a transcript of the gene zftraf1, whose product is annotated as zinc finger TRAF-type containing 1. The transcript has 5 exons. Bases 275 to 1546 code for a protein of 423 amino acids. Lineage: Eukaryota; Metazoa; Chordata; Chondrichthyes; Orectolobiformes; Stegostomatidae. Gene Ontology annotation, cellular component: nucleus. The record is from RefSeq and is a predicted model, not a curated record. Gene Ontology annotation, molecular function: zinc ion binding.